This is a messenger RNA of Hyaloperonospora brassicae, 531 nucleotides long. Lineage: Eukaryota; Oomycota; Peronosporomycetes; Peronosporales; Peronosporaceae. The record is from the annotation of a GenBank genome assembly.
AUGUCGUACUUUAUCCCGCCCGUGAACUACGGUAUGGUCGAAGAGGACCUCUACCGCUCGGGACAGCCCAACGAGCUCAACUUUCCCUUCUUGGAGCGCUUGAAACUCCGCACGAUUAUUUAUUUGGCGCUCGAGGCGCCGAACCCGCAGUUCCAGAGCUUUGUGGAAGAGCAGGAGAUUCAGCUCGUGUUUCUAGGGGGCAACACGCGCAUGGAGAGCCGGCGCAAGUCGUGGGAGCCGCUGUCCGAGGAGACGGUGCUCGCAGCGCUCGAGCUCCUCCUCGACCGGUCCAACUACCCGCUCUACAUCACGUGCCACCUCGGUCGCGACCGCACAGGUGCCGUCGUCGGGUGUCUGCGCAAGAUCCAGGGCUGGCACCUGUCGUCCAUCUUUGAAGAGUACCGGCGGUUUGCAGGCAGCAAAGUGCGGCUGCAGAACGAGCAGUUUAUCGAGCUCUUUGACACGGACCUGGUGACGAUCCCGGCGAAUCCGCCGUCGUGGGUGCGGAACCCACUACACCAUCCGCUGUGA